AUGGACUCGUCAAUGUUACAGGCCACAGACUCCACAGAGAGUGUUUUCGUGAAGGCUGAGCCCUGUGAGGAUGUGUGUAAAACAGAUGAGCCUACGUUCGAGGGAGUGUCUGUGAAAGCUGAGCCUUUGCUGGAUGAUGUGUGUGUAGAAGACGAGCCCAGGGGCGAAGGUGUUUCUAUAAAAGUGAAGCCUUCGUGCUUAGAUGUGUGUGUUAAGGACGAGUCGCUCGGUGUGAGCGCGGCGGCGGGGCUGUACACCGACCACGUGGUGAAGGAUGAGCUCGUGCUCGGCCCCGUGAUAGUGGAGCAGCGCGUGCGCCACGCAACAACAGCUUCCAACCUGGUUUUAGAAGCGAAGCAGUCAUAUGAGAUUGUCUCUGGGAGACCCUCUCUGAGGGACUGCUGUGUUAGACUGGAGCGCCUUGUUGUGGACACGCUGCUCACUGGCACUCGGAGCACAGACCGGGACAGCCCGAACCAAGUUCAUGAAGCUGGAAGUCAACACAGAGACACCACAGUUGGGAAUCUUAAAGGAAACAUUGGAGAUGACCUGAUAAUACUCUCAUCAUCAAGCGAAGGAUUGCAAACAAUGCUGAAUGACCUGGUAAGAGAAAGUGAGAAGGUGGGAUUGGUUAUGAACACACUAAAGACCAAGGCUAUGACUAACGACAAACAAGAAAGCCAUAAGAAAAGAAAAAGAGGUAGACCAUUUAGAAGAUGGGUGGACGACAUCAAAGCCAUAGCAGGAAACACAUGGACGAGAGUUGCCAAGGAUAGAGAGGAAUGGAGAAGUUUCGUUGCAGGGCAAACUUCACAGAAGAAACCGAGCGGCAACACCAAAACUCACCAAUGUGCCCACUGUGAAUAUACAACAGCUGUGAAGUCAUGUUUAAUAAGGCAAUUGAGGAAACAUACCAAUGAGAAGCCAUACAGAUAUGGCCAGUGUAGUUUCGCUAGUGCCCAAAAAAAUCAAUUGCGAGGACAUGAAAGGAUACAUACUGGGGAAAAACCUUACAGAUGUGACCAGUGGAGUUUCGCUAGUGCCGAAAAAUCUAAUUUGCAAAAACAUGUAAGGAUACACACUGGGGAAAAGCCUUACAAAUGUGGACAGUGUAGUUUCGCUAGUGUCCAAAAAUCGAAUUUGCAAAAACAUGUAAGAAUACACACUGGGGAAAAGCCUUACAAAUGUGGACAGUGUAGUUUCGCUAGUGCCCAAAAAAAUCAAUUGCGAGGACAUGAAAGGAUACAUACUGGGGAAAAACCUUACAGAUGUGACCAGUGUAGUUUCGCUAGUGCCGAAAAAUCUAAUUUGCAAAAACAUGUAAGGAUACACACAGGGGAAAAGCCUUACAAAUGUGGACAGUGUAGUUUCGCUAGUGUCCUAAAAUCUAAUUUGCAAAAACAUGUAAGAAUACACACUGGGGAAAAGCCUUACAAAUGUGGACAGUGUAGUUUCGCUAGUGCCCAAAAAAUUCAAUUGCGAGGACAUGAAAGGAUACAUAAUGGAGAAAAACCUUACAGAUGUGACCAGUGUAGUUUCGCUAGUGCCGAUAAAUCUAAUUUGCAAAAACAUGUAAGAAUACACACUGGGGAAAAGCCUUACAAAUGUGGACAGUGUAGUUAUGCUAGUGCCCAAAAAAAUCCAUUGCGAGGACAUGAAAGGAUACAUACUGGGGAAAAACCUUACAGAUGUGACCAGUGUAGUUUCGCUAGUGCCGAUAAAUCUAAUUUGCAAAGACAUGUAAGAAUACACACUGGGGAAAAGCCUUACAAAUGUGGACAGUGUAGUUUUGCUAGUGCCCAAAAAAUUCAAUUGCAAAGACAUGUAAGGAAACACACUGGAGAGAAGCGUUACAAAUGUGACCAGUGUAGUUUUGGUAAUUUUUGCAAAAUCCAUAAAAGCAAACAUACUAAUGAGACACUUUAGAAGUGUGACCUUACAAGUACAAAGAUUUGUUAACCAGAUCUUCAAGGACAUUUUAUGAAUUAUAUAACAAUUCAAGUCUUGGAGACCCUUUACAUCUCUGGAUAAUUUGAUGUUUUUUUUUAUUAUUAUAUACAUUUUAUCUCUGACACCUAGAGACUUUUCAUCUCUAAACAAUUUUAGUACUUCUGUUAUUUGUAUAGUUUUUAUUAGUUUUUUUUCCUUGUGUUUUAAAUUAUAUUUAUGUAAUUGUUUUUUUGUAAUUUUGGGUUAAUUUUAUUGUUUGUAAAAAUUGACAUGUAAAAGUGCCCCUGUGGCCUAUUUGCUGAAUAAAUGUUUGAUGUUUGACAUUAUAAAGGUAAAUAUUAAAAAUCUUACGUUGAAUGCAUAUCUCAUUGAGCUCAACGAGGAUGCGGAGUGUUAGGGGUCGGCAACGCGCAUGUAACUCCUCUAGAGUUGCAGGCGUACAUAGGCUACGGAGACUGCUUAACAUCAGGCGAGCCACCGACGUGUUUGCUACCGACGUAGUAUAAAAAAAUACUGACAGAGAAAAAUGCCCGCAAUUUGCGAAUUUCGAUUUUCG
Molecule: messenger RNA, 2506 nt
Organism: Cydia strobilella
Lineage: Eukaryota; Metazoa; Arthropoda; Insecta; Lepidoptera; Tortricidae
Product: zinc finger protein 431-like
Exons: 6
Coding region: 1-1926 (641 amino acids)
Biological process (GO): regulation of transcription by RNA polymerase II
Cellular component (GO): nucleus
Molecular function (GO): DNA-binding transcription factor activity, RNA polymerase II-specific
Source: RefSeq, a predicted model, not a curated record